CGAGUCGACCGUCGGUGACUCAGUACGAGUUUUCUGUUAGUUUUUUUAUUAUUUAUUUUAAGUCACAAGUCUUCUAUUUAUAAACAGAGAAAACGAAGAUAGCUAUCGUUUUUGUAAGAGAGAAGAGAAGAGAAGAGAAGAGAAGAGAGAGAAGGGUAUGGAAAGAUAGAUAAAACUCAGUUUAUUUUGAAAAUACACAGAGGAGAGAGAUAGAGAGAGAAGGAAAUGGGGGAUUCAAGCGGUUCUGUCUCCAUUGAUAUGGAGGCAAUGUCUCUUGGAGGACAGGAGCACCUUGUGGAGACUACCUAUGGCCCGGUAUGUGUUGCCGUUUGCGGUGAUCCUGAUAAACCUGCUCUUAUCACAUAUCCUGAUAUUGCUCUUAAUUAUAUGUUCUCUUUUCAAGGGUUGUUGUUUUGUCCAGAAGCUAGUUCCUUGUUACUCCACAACUUUUGCAUUUAUCACAUCAGUCCUAUUGGCCAUGAGUUAGGAGCUCCAGUGAUCAGUGUUGAUGCUCCUCUGCUCUCAGCUGAUGACUUAGCUGACCAGAUAGUCGAGGUUCUUAACUAUUUCGGACUUGGUGCAGUAAUGUGUAUGGGAGUCACAGCAGGAGCUUACAUUCUGACCUUAUUUGCUAUGAAGUACAGGCAGAGAGUUCUGGGAUUAAUACUCGUCUCUCCACUGUGCCAAGCUCCUUCUUGGUCAGAAUGGUUGUGCAAUAAGGUUAUGUCUAAUCUUCUUUACUACUAUGGCAUGUGCGGAGUGGUUAAAGAAUUGUUACUAAAACGGUACUUCAGCAAGGAAGUUCGUGGUAAUGCUCAAGUUCCAGAAUCAGAUAUUGUUCAAGAAUGCAGAAGAUUACUUUGCGAGCGGCAGAGUACAAAUGUAUGGAGAUACCUCGAGGCAAUCAACGGGAGAGUGGACCUUAGCGAAGAGUUAAGGAAACUGCAAUGCAGAACUUUAAUAUUCAUCGGUGAAAACUCAGCUUACCACUCGGAGGCCGUUCACAUGACCACAAAACUAGACAGACGAUACGGCGCACUAGUCGAGGUACAAGGAAGCGGGUCGCUGGUGACAGAAGAGCAGCCACAGGCGAUGGUAAUACCGAUGGAAUACUUUUUGAUGGGAUACGGAUUGUAUCGUCCAGCACAGAGCGUGAGCCCGAGAAGUCCUUUGAGCCCAACGAGAAUCUCGCCUGAGCUUCUCUCACCUGAAAACAUGGGGUUGAAGCUCAAGCCCAUUAAGACAAGACUCGCCCUAUGACACGACACUCUGCCUCCUCCUCCUCCUCUUUGUGCUAUAGAAAUUAUUAUUGCAACAUAUAUUUAUACUUUACAUAAAAAAAAUCGACAUUGGUUUGGAGUUUGGAGUUUGAGAUGCUCUUUUGUGUUAUUAUUAAAGCUGUAGAUAUAGACAGGGACACAGAUGUUUUAUGUUUUUGAAAAUUUUGUGGUAGCUGUUAUUGUUAUGUUUGUACAUGUUGAAUAAAUUAUUUGAGGAAAAUUUCCCUUA
Raphanus sativus (radish) is the source of this 1509-nucleotide messenger RNA. RefSeq names its product protein NDL2. Bases 226 to 1260 code for a protein of 344 amino acids. Lineage: Eukaryota; Viridiplantae; Streptophyta; Magnoliopsida; Brassicales; Brassicaceae. The transcript is spliced from 10 exons. The record is from RefSeq and is a predicted model, not a curated record.